UACACGCCCAAGAAGAUGUUCCAGUCAGCGGAGGAAUUCUUCACCUCCCUGGGGCUGCCCGCCAUGCCGGAGUCGUUCUGGAAGAAGUCCAUGCUGGAGAAACCACGUGACAGCCGUAACGUCCAGUGCCAUCCUUCCGCUAUAGACUUCUACAACAAGGUUGAUUUCAGGAUUAAGAUGUGCACGGAAAUCACGCAGUAUAAUCUGAUGAUCAUCCACCACGAGAUGGGCCACAUCCAUUACUACAUGCAGUACAAGGACCUGCCUGUUAUCUUCAAACAGGAACCUAAUCCAGCAUUUGGUGAAGCGGCUGGUGAUGUUGUGGCUUUGUUUUUCCAAACACCAGAACAUUUGAAUAAAAUAGGACUUCUCACCAAGGUGGUGCCAAACGAUACAGAGACAGACAUCAACUUCCUGAUGUCAAUGGCGCUGUAUGCGCUUCCGCUCCUGCCAUUUGGGUACCUGGUUGACCAGUGGCGGUGGUCAGUGUUUAGAGGGGACACGAAGCCUGACAAAUACAAUAAAUAUUGGUGGGAUUUGAGGUGCAAGCUACAUGGUCUGUCGCCGCCCGUGGCGAGGAAUCGGUCGGACUUUGAUCCUGGUGCCAAGUUUCAUAUUCCGGGCAGUGUGCCGUACAUCAGAUAUUUCGUCGGUUACGUCAUCCAGUUCCAGUUCUACCGUGGCUUGUGUGAAGCGGCAGGCCACAGUGGACCGCUGCACAAAUGUGACAUCUACAAAAACAAAGCAGCGGGGCAACGCUUCGUAUCAAUGAUGAAGCUCGGGGCGUCUAAGCCGUGGCCGGACGCCAUGGAGGUGAUGACGGGUCAGAAGAAGAUGAAUGCCAGCUCCCUGCUCGAAUACUUCCAGCCGUUGAUGAAGUAUCUGAAGGAGAAAAACGGGGCCGACGUGGGCUGGAAGCCGGAGUGUCCGACACCUGGAGCGAGCUAAUGAACGAAGAUUGUGUGGAGAAAAGGACGAAGUACGCCAAAAAAUGACAAUUUAAUGAAAAUGAUUAUUUUUUUCUCCAAUUAAAAUUGUUAAAUAGA
Messenger RNA from Physella acuta, 1046 nucleotides. RefSeq names its product angiotensin-converting enzyme-like. NCBI's taxonomy places the organism in Eukaryota, Metazoa, Mollusca, Gastropoda, Physidae. Gene Ontology annotation, molecular function: metallopeptidase activity; peptidyl-dipeptidase activity. Gene Ontology annotation, biological process: proteolysis. Gene Ontology annotation, cellular component: plasma membrane. The record is from RefSeq and is a predicted model, not a curated record.